AUUCGGUUUGGGAACGUAAGUUUAAACGGGGGCGGGCUUUGAUUUAAAACAUUCUUUCAGUAAUCAGUAAGUGUUGAAGACUGCAUUAAACACAACCGUACCACAGAUCUGACACGAUGGCCUCCCAGAAUAUGGAUCCUGCAGCAUCCUCUUCAGCAGCAAUGCUCAAAGGAAGCGAGACAAGCGGAAGUAUGCCCAAAGGAUCCGUUUCAAAAAGGCUUCAACAAGAGCUGAUGACGCUAAUGAUGUCAGGAGACAAGGGGAUUUCAGCAUUUCCAGAGUCUGACAAUCUUUUCAAAUGGAUUGGUACAAUAGAUGGCGCUAAGGCAACGGUUUAUGAAGGUUUGAGGUACAAACUUUCUUUGGAGUUUCCUAGCGGGUACCCCUACAACGCCCCCCGGGUGAAAUUCAUCACUCCUUGUUUCCACCCAAAUGUUGAUGAGAAUGGUUUCAUCUGCUUAGACAUUUUGAAGGACAAAUGGUCCGCUCUGUAUGACGUCCGCUCCAUACUACUGUCUAUUCAGAGUUUAUUAGGAGAACCCAACAAUGAUAGUCCACUGAACACUGCAGCUGCUGAACUAUGGGAUGACCAGCAAGCCUUCAAAGCCCAUUUGCGUGCAACCUAUAAGAAUUAACCAUAAAGAUUAAACUUCUUCUGCCUGUUGUUUUAUGUCUUUUCUUGUUCAUAAUGUAAAUUUGAUAAUGGGUCUGUGUAUGUACAUUAUUUCUGUGUUAUACUAAACUUGCCUGAAUAAAAUG
Molecule: messenger RNA, 759 nt
Organism: Myxocyprinus asiaticus (Chinese sucker)
Lineage: Eukaryota; Metazoa; Chordata; Actinopteri; Cypriniformes; Catostomidae
Product: ubiquitin-conjugating enzyme E2 C-like
Exons: 7
Coding region: 117-635 (172 amino acids)
Source: RefSeq, a predicted model, not a curated record